Molecule: messenger RNA, 3124 nt
Organism: Vitrella brassicaformis
Lineage: Eukaryota; Vitrellaceae
Source: the annotation of a GenBank genome assembly
AGCUAAGCCGGAAGAGGGAAGGGAACGGGAAGAUCUGAUCUUUGGAGAUCUUGGCAAACGAGGCAUAUGAUGCAGUGACGAGAUGACAGCAAUGCUUCGUCGCCAUCUCUCCCUGCUGCCGUCCCUGGUGCUGGUGCUGGUCAUCGGUCCCUACCUCUACUGCCACUGCUUCACACAAACACAUCCACGCACACCCAUCAGGCGGCCGGCCAUUCGCAGAAGAGCCAACAUGGGUACGAGUGCACACAGAGGGCAUUCAUAGCCAGAUCAUACAUUCAUGUGUGCGCCUGCAUUCUCUCCCUCUCUCUGUGUGUGCGUGAUAUUGUGUGUGCACAUCAGGUGUCAGGCAUGCACAGCCGCCGGAGGCAGCUCAUCAACCACCAAGUGCACACGAAAGAGAUCACUCGCUCUACCCUGUGAGUGUACACUGGUACACGCGCCACUCACAUAAGGCACUGUGGGUGGGAUGAAUGUCUGUGUGUGUGUGUGUGUGUGUGCAGGCGUAUUCGCUGGUCGGCAUCAAGAAUGACUACUGGCACUGGCGGCCGGAAAUCGGUAUGUGUGUGUCCUGCUUAGGGCUAUGGUUGUGCGUAUGGGUCUCGGUUCUCACUGUGUGUGCAGGCGGUGAGAUGCGAGAGCUGCCGAUUCGAUAUCAGUUCCUGCAGUGCGAGAGCGAGGGACAGCGAGAAGGUCCAUAUGGUCGCCUGUGUGUCUGUGUGUGAUAUGCACACGUUUGUGUGCAUGAGUGGUUGAUGGGUGUAUUGUGUGUGUGCAGGUGUGCCGUCCAUCAUCUGUGUGCAUGGCUUCGGCGGCAAUUGUGACCAUUGGUGACUAUCGACCUACAUAGACACAUACAUACAUACACAAACAUCCCUGUGUAUGUGUCCGUGUGGACAGGCGGCGGAAUGUGCGUGACCUGGCGAAGAACGCCAAUGUGUACACAAUCGACCUACUCGGUGCGGUGCACACGCAUCGAUGCAGGCAGACGCACACAUUGAUGUGUCCAUUGUGUGUGUCCAUUGUGUGUGUGUGUGUGUGCAGGUUAUGGGUACAGUGCCAAGCCCAACCCGCGAGAGCUGCCUCCCAACACAAUCUACAAUUUCCACGUAUGUGCGUACGAAUGCAUAUCGCUGUAUGUGUUUCUCGAUGUGUGUUGUGAUGUGUUGUGGUUAGGUGUGGGCAGAGCAAUUGAGAGACUUCACGCAAGAGGUCCGUGUCUGUGUGUGUGUGUGUGCAUCCAUCUAUGUGUGCCGAUGUGGUAUGUGUGGACGUCUGUGUGUGUGUGGCCAUCAAGUGCCUGCAGGUGGUCAACAACAAACAGAGGGGGAGCCGGUCACCCACUUAUCUCGUGUGCAACAGGUACGCGCAGAGGGAGGGAGAGAGAUGAACCCCCCAGCACACAGGGAAAUGGACACACACACACGCGUGUAGCUACACAUGGAUGCACACCAAUUCAGUAUAUAAUGCAUGUCUUGUCAGUGUGGGGGGCGUUGCUGGUCUGCAGCAGGCUGUUUCUUACCCACACACAGUAAGCACCCACACAUCCACAGUCGAUUGCAAUGCACCCCCUUCCCUCCCCCACACACACAUUCACGCAGGUGGACGGAGUGCUCUUGCUGGACAUCUCUCUAAGGCUCCUCAACGAACGGUGAGUGCGGAUCAGGCUUCCACACACACACACGAUAAGCGAUGUGUGUGUGGUUGCAUGAAUGCAUGCAUGCAGGAAGCAGUCGCCUUUGCAGCGGCCCUUUGUGCGAGGGUGGGUAUCCACACACAUUCACGGGCACAUGCACACAAACGGAUGCGCCCGUGGAUGUGGGAGUGCAUGCAGGCUUCAGUGGGUGCUGCGGGAGACCCAAGUCGGCCAGUUCUUCUUCUCACGUGUAAGUGUGUGUGUGUGUAUGGACCCCAUCAAUCCAUCCAUCCAUCCACUGUGCCAUGUGUGUGUGUGUGUGUGGUGCUGUUUUGUGUGGGCAGAUUGCGCAGAAGGAGACAGUGCGCAAUGUGCUCAAACAGGCCUACUUCGAUGACACACAAGUGCGCAUGAACGUGGACACACUCAGACACACAUGGAUGGAUGGAUGGAUGGAUGUGCACGCACACGUACAGGUCACGGACGAGUUGGUCGAUGCAAUACUGACACCUGGUAAGUACACACAUGGAUACACGAGUGUGGCGGUGCAUCCCUCCCUCUCUCUCUCUCUGUGCUGUGUGUGUGUGUGUGUGUGUACGGCCAAAUGACUGCAGGUCUGUUGCCCGGUGCUGCUGAGGUCUUCCUUGACUUCAUUUCCUACUCAUCCGGUGUGUUGUUUGUGUUGGUGACGGCAGGCACACGCAUCACGAAGAUGGGGUGGUCACUCCCUCAUGUCCACCGUCUCUGUGUGUACCACUCAGGUCCACUCCCAGAGGACCUGCUGCCGCAGACGAAUGUGCCAGUGUACGCACUCAUCGACACCCAUCGACACGCAUACACUGGCGUGUGUGUGCGUGUGUGUUUGUGAUGUAGGUGGAUUGCAUGGGGUGAGAACGACCCUUGGGAGCCAAUCGACAUGGUGUGUGCACGAACCACACCGAUCCGCACGCACACCUGUGUCUGAUGGAGAUGCGUGUGCUGUGCUGUGAUGUCAUGUGCUCCGCAGGGCCGCGACUACGAGCAAUUCGAGUGCGUCGAAGAGUUCAUUGUAAGCCGAUUGCCAUCCAUCCCACCCCACACACCCACACAUCCAUGUGAGUCAUUCUAUGUGUGUGUGUGUGUGUAUGUGUGUAUAUCGCAGGUGUUGGGCUCCACCGGACACUGUCCGAUGGACGAGUCGCCUUCAGAGGUCAACGCACUCAUCGAGCGGUUCAUCCAGCGCAUGUCGGCCAGGAGGAAAGAGAACGAGAGAGAGAGGGGGGUGGCCGUCGCCGACGCGUGAAGCGUGUGUCGCGGGCUGUUUGUAUGUAUAGACAGGCAGAGAGGCCGACCAUCCAGGAGACGGCCAUGGUGGAUCGGACGACGAUGUGCCUUCCGGCGGCUGUGACCUAUGUGGCUUUUGUGUGCUGUCGUGUGUGUAUACGAAUGGAAUCAGCGGCAUGAUGUACAGGCAUUAUAUUUUGUGUGCGAGCACAUGUGUCGUAAGGCGCC